AAAGCCCUAGGACAGUCUCCGCUUCGUCUGAGGGUUUGAGCCGCUAAAACAGUUGUUUGGAGACUUGGAAAGUAGCAGAGAAGAAUGGAUUCUGAUACGAUUAUGGAACCGAUGGAUUUGAAGGUGAGAGAGCUGUUGAAGGAGGUACAGCUCGACUACUCUUCUGCAACAACAAAGCUCGUCGACGACACCGUUUCAGCCAUUAAACAAGCCAUCGAUACAAUCCCUGAAGACUUGAAGGUUACAGCAGAUUUUGCUCCACAAUUUGUCAGAGACAUUGGCGCUGAUAAAGUUGAAUUCAACUUCAAGAAGCCAAAAUUGGUUGAAAUUGGUGGUAGUUAUUCAAUACGCUGUGUGGCAAAGCCUGAUGUAUGUAUUGAUCUUUUUGUUAGGUUGCCAAAGGAGUGUUUCCAUGAGAAGGACUAUUUGAAUCACCGUUACCAUGCAAAAAGGUUCCUCUAUCUCUGCAUAAUUAAGAAGUAUUUGAACUCUUCUUCCUUCAUUCGAAAGGUUGAAUGGUCCACCCUACAAAAUGAGGCUCGAAAACCACUAUUGGUUGUCUAUCCAGCUAUGGAGCUUGCUGAAGUUCCUGGCCUUUCUGUGAGAAUAAUACCUACAGCAACAUCCCUGUUUAGUAUUUUGAAGUUAAACUUGAAGCGGAACAAUGUUCGUUCUUUGAAGCAAGAUGAGAGUACUCCUCAGGCUACACCAAAAUACAAUAGUAGUAUUUUGGAAGACAUGUUUCUAGAGGACAAUGCGGAAUUUGUGAAGCAAACUUUUCUUGGUUGGAAGGAGUUGGGGGAGGCUUUAAUUUUGCUUAAGGUAUGGGCUCGGCAGAGAAGUUCGAUAUAUGCUUAUGAUUGCUUAAAUGGAUUUCUGAUCUCUGUCAUAAUGUCAUACCUUGCAACGGAUUCUGGAAGGAAUCUCAUUAACAAUUCAAUGAAGCCAAUGCAGAUAUUUCGUGUGACCUUGGAUUUCAUUGCCACAUCUAAGCUAUGGAAUACUGGUCUUUAUUUCAAGUCUCAAAGCCUACUGAAUAUUUCAAAGGAGGAGUUGCUGGAAAGGAAGCAAUAUUUAAGAUUAUUUCCUGUAGUUAUAUCUGAGUCACUUGCUCAUUUUAAUUUGGCAUUCCGGAUCACAGGAGGUGGCUUUUUGGAGCUCCAAGACGAGGCUGUUUUGACCCUUAGUUGCAUAGGCAAAUGUAAAGAUGGUGGGUUUGAGGAGCUUUUUAUGACUAAGAUUGACUAUCCAGCUAAAUAUGACUACUGCAUGAGAUUGAAUUUGAAAGGAAAUAGUGAUGUUUAUGCAUCGGGGUUUUGCUUGGAUGAGGAAUGUUGGAGAUCCUUUGAGCAGAAAGUUCAUUUUCUUCUGCGUCAAGGAUUGAGCGAUAGAGCAAAGUUCAUCCGUGUUAGCUGGAAAAAUGCCACUUCAGAAUGCAAUGUGGAAAAUGGUUUAUCAAUCUUUGAUCGAGAGCCAUUGCUCAUUGGGAUUUCAGUCAGCUCUUUAGAGAAAGCUUUUAGAGUGGUCGAUGUUGGUCCAAAUGCUGAGCAUAAAGAUGAGGCUCUUAAAUUCCGGAAGUUUUGGGGAGAGAAAGCAGAGCUUCGAAGAUUUAAAGAUGGGAUGAUUGCAGAAAGCACAGUAUGGGAAAGCAAGCAAUGGGAAAGGCAUACCAUCAUAAAAAGGAUUACCGAAUAUCUCCUUUUGCGGCACCUUUCCUUGUCAGAAAGAAAUAUCGUGCAUAUUGUAGAUCAACUUGAUUUCUCUCUGGUUCAUGGUGUUGGAGAUUCUAUAUCAUUUUCUGGAAGUUUGCUUGAGGCAUUUGAAGUGUUGUCAAAGCGAUUACAUCUUCUCAAAGACAUUCCUUUGAAGGUGUCUAGUGUGCAGCCUUUAGAUUCAGCUUUCAGGUUUACAUCUGUCUUCCCUCCUGAACCUCAUCCCCUAGCCAAUGAAAAGAGUGCUGUUCCUAGAUUAAAUAAGCUCACUUCAACCUGUAUUCAACCAUUGGAAGUUAUGAUUCAGUUGGAAGGUUCAGGCAACUGGCCAAUGGAUGAUGUAGCUAUUGAGAAGACUAAAUCUGCUUUCCUUCUAAGAAUUGGAGAAAGUCUCCAGAACAAUUGGGGUAUGAUCUGCACUGCUACUGAGGAAAAUGUGGAUGUUUUUAUGUCUGGAUACGCAUUUCGUCUUAGAAUUUUGCAUGAAAGAGGCCUGAGUUUGUUGAACAGGCAAAAUGGGAGUAAUCAACUGAAGCAUAUUUCUUCUGUUGACAAGGAACUUUUUACCCGUGGCCAGCAUUCUAGCAUGAUUAAUGGUCUACAGGGUUGUUACCCAAUAUAUGGGCCAGUUGUUCGGCUAGCAAAGCGAUGGGUUGCUUCACAUCUCUUUUCAUCUUGCUUGGUUGAGGAGGCAGUUGAGCUAUUGGUUGCAUAUCUCUUUUUGAAGCCUUUACCAUUUUAUGUACCUUGCUCUCGGAUAUCAGGAUUUCUAAGGUUCUUACGGUUAUUAUCAGAGUAUGACUGGAACUUCUCUGCUUUGGUGGUUGACAUAAAUAGUGAUUUGAGCCCAAGUGAUGAAAAAGAGAUUAAUGAGAAUUUUACUUCAAGUAGAAAAGGUUAUGAAGAAAAUGCCCAAAAUGUGAACCCGGCAAUGUUCUUAGCAACAGCUUAUGAUAAGGCAUCUGAAGCUUGGACCAGAUUCUCACCAAACUCAUCAGAGCUUAGAAGGUUGGUGGCCUAUGCCCGAAGCAGUGCAAACCUAUUGACUAAACUUAUUUUGGGGGGUCAAAUUGAUUCUUACAGAUGGGAGUGUCUUUUCCGUACUCCCUUGAACAACUAUGAUGCUGUAAUUCUUCUCCACAGGGAGAAAAUGCCUUAUCCCCAACGUCUUCUCUUCCCAUCUGAGAUGAACCAAGGGAAGCAUGUUGCUCAGGGCAAUGCUAGCAAGGCUUUCCAUCCAUUUUUGUUGCCUGAACACAUGAAAGGAAACUCCCCAGAUUUGAAAGAUACGCUACUGGUAGACUUUGAUCCACUGAGGUGCUUCAUUGGGGAUUUAGAGGAAGAGUUUCCAAACGCUUUCAAGUUGUGGUACGAUUCUCUAGGAGGUGAUGCUAUUGGCAUGAUGUGGGAGAGAUCAUCUUCAAAGAAACGGGGACGAAGUGAAGAGAAUGAGGAGGAAAAAGAUCCAGUCAAUGUGCUAAAAGCUGUCGGUGAGGUCGGGAAAGGGUUUGUGAGGAGUAUUUAUUUACUCAAGUCCCCAAGGCUCAGGAACUGAGCAUUGCACCAAAAGAUAAAAGAAACUGCUAAACACUGUUUUGUUAGCGUAUAAUUUAUAUUCUCAUUGGUGAGCAUUGGUAACCCAUUUUAACCACAAUGGGGCUCCACGAUUUUGAAGAGCUUAGCUUAAUGUUAGAGCGGCAUGCUGUUUUAUCAAUUUUUGUUCCUAGUCCAGUUAAGAGUAGCAAAAACCAACAUUGUGUAUGAUUUGUGUAUAUAUCAAUUUUUUUUAAGGAGAAGCUUAUUUUUGUAA
Vitis riparia (riverbank grape) is the source of this 3522-nucleotide messenger RNA. Its product is annotated as nucleolar protein 6-like. Lineage: Eukaryota; Viridiplantae; Streptophyta; Magnoliopsida; Vitales; Vitaceae. Gene Ontology annotation, biological process: rRNA processing; tRNA export from nucleus. The record is from RefSeq and is a predicted model, not a curated record. The coding region runs from base 85 to 3267 and encodes 1060 amino acids. The transcript is spliced from 26 exons. Gene Ontology annotation, cellular component: small-subunit processome; UTP-C complex; CURI complex.